GGCCGGAAAGCGGAAGGGUUCGCGUCAAAACAUUGACUGAAAAUAUAUGUCCAUUGUUAUUGUUUCACCUUUUUACUCUUGCCAGGUAUGCCAUUGCCCUAUUCAUGAUAAAUUACGAGAACAUACUUAGAAGUAGAAUGAGCUGUCAUUGUAAUCCAGGAAACUAGGAAUUUAACGAGUAAAUAUGAUGGUCGAACUGAAGCUUAUGCAAUAGCUGUAAAAUAUUAAGCCUUUGAUCACUUGCUAAAGCCUUUAUUCACUUGUUAAAAACGUAGCUUGAAAUUUUAAAACCAGUUAGGGGAGUCAUUAAUGCACGUAGAAAGUAGUUAAAAAUGACUGAUUCAGUCUACUUUGCCUUUUUUAGCCGUGUUGCGCUGUUAUAAUAUGUUUAUUUCGAUUGAUCCAAGUCCAGAAUUUGUUGUUGAUUACGUAAUUCCUACAGGAAAGAAAGGAAGCAUAUUUAGCUUAAGCUAUUUUUCGAUUAUCUAACGAGGCCCGAAUAAAGUUGAAGUCUUAAAUGCUUGAAUAAAUACCCCUUAAGCAGUUUUUAUUGCACUAGGAGAAUUGGCAGAAGGGUUAUAUAAUUCUGGUAUUGGUCAUCAGUUUGCAACUGCCAGGAAAAAAUGGGGUAAGAUUUCCAUUCCGCCAUUUCUUGUGCAUGUAGCAAGCUCAUACAUACUAUUGAUCAGGCCCCGGUUGUUCAAACUUUGGAUAGCGCUUCCCACCGGUUAUAUUGUCAAUUUGCUAUCCAGUGGUUAAGUAUUAAGGAAUCCAUUUUGCGUUGUUCAGUGGAUAGCACUAUCUACCUUUUAAACAAUUGGGGUCUGCAGGUUUGUACAAUACCCAACUCAAUAAGAACCAAGUUAUUGAAAGGCUGUAGUCUGCUCAGAGGGGUAGUCAGGUUUCAACUUAUCAAUUUCUCCGAGCAGCGUUUAACCAUUAACCAUUGUGGUAAUUUCCCUAUUUCAGGUGAGAGAAAAUGAACAAAGCAUUGACUAUAGGAUGCUACAAGACAGGAGUUCAUCCAUUGCUUGCAUCGACGAGAACACAAGUGUUAAAAGCUGUCUGUCUUGUUGCUCCUGUUCCCCCUUUUCCACUGUUCAAAACUGCAAGGAGUGUUUACAGUGCCAUGGCAUGUUCAGGAGAAAAACGUUGUAUAUACCAUCAGAUAAAAGCUGUGCCACAAAAAUACUCUCGGAUCUCCUCUAUUCUUGCUUUUGAGGAUGAUACAUGUAAUCCAACUGAUGCAGAAAUCAAGCUUAACAGAAAAAUUAUGUUGACAAUGACAGUUGAAGGUCAACUUCAAUUGUGUAAGAGUGUCAAGAAGUCUGUUAAUAAUGUAAACAGAGUUGCCUUCCUUUUCAACAUUGCCAAAAUCAUUGGAAAAGAUAGAUCUCAACAACAAAUCCUUGAACGUGAAAAAGAGCUUGCCAAGCAUGGUAAAAGCAGUACGUAUAUUGAUUUGCUGGAUGACAUUGCCAAUGUGAUGAGGAAGUGUGAGUCCAGGCAUUUAGCUAACGUGAUGUGGGCAUUGGGGAAAAUAGAAGAGAGAGAUCACCGACUGCAUCUUGUGUGCAAACAAGAGAUUUUGCAGCAAAAUAUGUCAAGCUUCAACUAUGCAGAGAUCUGCCAAAUUGUAAAUGGCUGUGCAAACCUGCAAGUCAAAGCACCAGAGAUAUUUUCAAGGUUCCAAGAUGUCAUUUUAGCUGGAAACCUUAGUAACAAUCACCUUGAGGAUCAGAGCAUUUCUGGUAUAUUGUUAUCGUAUGCCAAGACAAACAGUGGUGACAAAGAAUUUUUUCAUCAUUUUCUCAAAGAAGUUGUUUCAAGGAACUUAAUGGUCAGCAAUCGUGUUAUUGCUGAUAUUGUGUGGUCUUUUGCAAAGAAAGGAAUUUUUGACGACGACUUGUUCAACUUGGUCCAAGGUGAAAUAAUACGAAGAGGUGCACUUGACUUCAAUAAUGCUGACAUUGUAAAGAUUCUUUGGGCAUUCUCCAGGGCAGGCAAAGGAACUAAGCAGCUUUACUAUUUAUUCGACAGUGCACUUGUUUCAAGAGGUUUGAAAACAUUCCUAAGUGGAGAACUUAUAGAAACUGUAUGGUCAUUUGCAAAGGCGAAGAUGAAGAAUGCUAAAGUUUUUGACCUGUCUGAGAAGGAGAUUUUAAGUCGUGGCAUGGAUCAAUUAAGGACUCAUGAACUUGUUUUAUUUCUGUACUCCUUCACAUUUGCCCAAAGGGAAGAUGUAAAUGUCAGCUUCAUAGAGAAGAUUGAAGAAGAGCUUUGUUUGAGAAAUGCAAGUGAAUUUGAUAUCGGUGCGUUGUGUCAAGUGACCUGGAGUCUUGCAAAAGCAGGCAUAUCAGAAAGCAAGUUGUUUGGUUUAGCAGAACAACAAGUGCUUAAAUAUGAUGUACAGAAGAUGUCAAAUUCAGAAAAGUUAAUGGUUAUGCGAGGAUUUCUUAAUGCACAAAAGACAAGCAAGGAGCUCUUUCAGUUUCUCUGCUCCUCCAUCUCAACAUCUAAUCUUUCAAACCUUACUGAAGCACAGAUUUGUGAGUUUGUUUGGUGUUUUUCUUUAGCCAAUGUCGAAGUGGAUAACCUAUUCAACUUUCUUGAGAAAGAGAUCUUGGACAGACGGAAGUACCAUUUUAGCAGGAAGCAACUUAAUUUUUUAAAGAAAGGCUUUCUUAGAGUUGGAAAGGGAUCCAAAGAACUCUACAAAGUCUUGUCACCAUAUUAAAUAUAUGUUGUUUUAUUUGCUGGAACAGGCCUAGCGGAGAGGGCUACAUUACCAAGUUCAGCAUAAGCUAAUUUCAAUAAAUUAUCCUUGCAUACGGGUAUGUACACUGACAGAGAAAGGAAAACAGUCAUCCAUCUUUGGGUUUUUAAAGAUAGUUUUCAGAUCUCUGUGUCAUCAACUUUUUGCCAUUCUGGGCCCUAGCUGCACCCUCUCCUGAAUUGAGAAAACAUGUGGUCUUUUUCUCUUGCACUGACUUUCCCUCAGAGACUAAAACCCCAUCCACACCAAAUCUGACUUAAACAUGUUUAAAAGCUGUUUAGUUUAACCUGGUUUAAAUUUGUUUUCUUUAUAAAAACUGCUUAUUGUACUUUUAUUGAUUGCAAAUUUAGUACAAUUACAUAACGUGUUAAAGUUAAUUUGGAUUCCGUGUAAAAGCCUGUGUUCUAGGUUUUCAUAGCUGCUUUUCAUUUUCUUAAAACUUAGUUAAAUUA
Messenger RNA from Porites evermanni, 3228 nucleotides. The record is from the annotation of a GenBank genome assembly. NCBI's taxonomy places the organism in Eukaryota, Metazoa, Cnidaria, Anthozoa, Scleractinia, Poritidae.